This is a messenger RNA of Manihot esculenta (cassava), 679 nucleotides long. Its product is annotated as protein TIFY 5A. The record is from RefSeq and is a predicted model, not a curated record. Gene Ontology annotation, biological process: regulation of defense response; regulation of jasmonic acid mediated signaling pathway; response to wounding. Gene Ontology annotation, cellular component: nucleus. The coding region runs from base 108 to 566 and encodes 152 amino acids. The transcript has a single exon. NCBI's taxonomy places the organism in Eukaryota, Viridiplantae, Streptophyta, Magnoliopsida, Malpighiales, Euphorbiaceae.
UCCUUAUUCUUCUUCUCUCUCUCUAUAUAUAUAAGCCCAUUUCUCUCUUCCGAAAAACCAAAUCUCGAUCUACUUCUCCUUGAAUUUUCAAUUUCUCUCAUCUAAUCAUGAACUGCAAUCUCGAGCUCCGCCUCUUUCCCACCUCCGAUGAAGACCACAGCCAUCCUCAAACAGAGAGUUAUUCAAACGAUCAAGAACCACCGCAGCAGCAGCAGCAGCAGCAAAAGCCACAGAAGCUAACGAUAUUCUACAAUGGAACAGUCUGUGUUUGCGAUGCUACAGAGCUUCAGGCGAAAGCCAUUCUGAUGUUGGCUAGCCGAGAAAUGGAGGAUAAUAAAAUAAGAAAAUUUUCAAGUGGACCUUCUUCAUCUUCAUCGUCGUCGGGAAAACCUGUAUCGCCAAUUCGGACAUCACCUCCGCCGGUCUAUAGCUCUAAAAACAAUACUGCCUUGUCGAUGAAGAGAUCACUCCAAAGGUUCCUUCAAAAGAGAAAUAAUCGGAUGCAAGCAACUUACCCCUACAACAUGAAUCGGCGGCCGCAAGCGUGCAGGCUCAAUCUCCAUUGAUGCAUUGAGGGAUUCACUUUAAUUUUCUUUUUUCAAUUCGCAUGAAAUGGACAUAGAGUCUCCCUUGUUUUUCCAUAAAUUUUACAUUAAUAGAAUGAGAUUAUACUUUUUUU